ACUCGUGCACGAGAGUUUACGGUAUUGUCGUGUAGCGGUGGAGUGUAGGAGGCAUGGAGUCGAUCCUGAGCUGCAGAAGGGAGGAUCUGGAAGAUUAUUACGGGCUUCUCGGCUGCGAUGAACUCUCAACGACUGAACAGAUCGUGACUGAGUUUAAAGUGCGAGCUCUGGCCUGUCAUCCUGACAAACACCCAGAGAACCCCAGAGCAGUGGAGGACUUCCAGAAGCUACAGGAAGCUAAAGAUGUUCUCACAGAUGAGAAGAAAAGAAAGAGUUACGAUCUCUGGCUCAGAAGUCAGAUUGUAAUCCCGUUCAGCGAGUGGCAAGCGCUCAGUGACUCCGUUAAAACAUCAAUGCAUUGGGCUUCGAGGAGCAAGAAAGAGCCGAUGCUUGAGGCUGCAGAAGAUCCAGCGGAGGAGAAACCGUCUGAAUCCUCGCUGCCAUCCACGGAUCAUCGGUUUCGCUGGACUGGUGCAGCUCCUUCAGGCCUUUUACACAAGUUCAGGAACUAUGAAAUAUAAUGCAUAUGUUCUGUUCUAUUCUAUGCUUUUGUGUGUAAGUGCAUGUGUUCCAAAGUCAUUUACUUUUCAAUGUUUCAACAUUUAUGGCAUAACAUUGACUUUCUCUGUUUCUUUGUUUUGUUGGAUGUUAACAUAUGUGCACGAAACCAGGAGCACAAAACCAGUUAUGCAUCAUCUGAAAGCUGAAUAAAUCAUCUUUCCAUUGAUGUGUGGUUUGUUAGGAGGACAAUAUUUGUCUGAGAUACAACUAUUUGAAAAUCUGGAAUCUGAGGGAGCAAAAAGCAUGUAUUAAAGCAAAAGAAAAUCUAAAUAUUGAGAAAAUCAUCUAGAGACUUAUGACUGGUUUUGUGCUCCAGAGACACAUUUAUUGAUAUUAAUAUGCCUUAAAUGCCCUAUCAGAAUCAUUUUCCUGAAUUAUGAGUAAAACAUGUUUUCAAGCCUGCAGAUUUGCACCAGAAAUAAUUAUAAAGUUUAUUUGAAUUAAUAUGUGUCAUGAAUAAUUUAUUGAAUGGAUAUAUCACUAAUUAAAUAAUAAUAAUAAUUAAUAUAUAACCAUAAAAAUCACAUUCAAUUAAUAAAUGUAACAACAUAUAAGCCAGGAGUGUCUUAAAAAUAUCACUUUUUUAUUCAUAAUUUUAUUUUUAGAAACAGAAUGUAGAAAUGUGUUUAUGAUUUGAGUUCCUUGUGCAAUCAACAUUUUGAGGCAUAUUUAUAUACACAUAUAUGUGUGUGUGUAAAGUAUGUGUAUCUGUGGUCACUUCCAUUCCAAGUGUUUCUAUAUCUGUGUGUGUUUGUUGUUCUUAAUUGUCAGCCAAUGUUGCAUAAAUAAAACUUUGUAUUGUGAAA
Molecule: messenger RNA, 1367 nt
Organism: Carassius gibelio (silver crucian carp)
Lineage: Eukaryota; Metazoa; Chordata; Actinopteri; Cypriniformes; Cyprinidae
Product: dnaJ homolog subfamily C member 12
Exons: 5
Coding region: 54-521 (155 amino acids)
Cellular component (GO): cytoplasm
Source: RefSeq, a predicted model, not a curated record